Molecule: messenger RNA, 756 nt
Organism: Funneliformis geosporum
Lineage: Eukaryota; Fungi; Glomeromycota; Glomeromycetes; Glomerales; Glomeraceae
Source: the annotation of a GenBank genome assembly
AUGACAUGGGACGAUAUCUUAUUUCAUUUGAAAGCAAUUGCAGCAGGACUUGAAACGAUUCACGAAAAAAAACUGAUUCACAGGGAUUUACAUAUUGGCAACAUUUUAUACUGUUGGACUGGUUCAACAAUUACCGAUUUAGGCUUAUGUGGACCGAUUGAUAAAUCGAACCAUGACAAGAGCAAUAUUUAUGGAGUAUUACCUUAUAUUGCUCCAGAAAUUUUAAAUGGCCAGGAUUAUACGAGCUCAAGUGACAUUUAUUCAUUUGGAAUGAUUGCAUACGAAAUAAUCUCGGGAUCACCACCAUUUCCCGAUAUAUCUCAUGACGAAAUUUUGGCCAUAAAAAUUUGCCAAGGGCUUAGACCAAAGUUCAAAAUUAAAGUGCCACAACUUCUUAUAGAUUUAAUUAAAAAAUGCUUGGAUGCAAAUCCGUUAAUUCGACCAACUGCUACAGAAUUACUUGAAUCAUUAAAACAAUGGUAUUUGGAUAAACGUUAUAAUAACGUUACGGAAUUUUAUAAACAAGUACAUGAAGCAGAAGAAUUUUUAAGGUCGAAUACGCCAUUAAACACCUCUCUAUCAUAUAAAACAAGUUCACCAACUAUAUAUACAAGUAUUGACUAUCUAAAUCUUCCUGUACCAAAAAAUGCUGAUGAUUAUUAUUCUCAAAAUAAUUUAUCAAGUAUGAAUUAUUCGGGGCAGAUCAAUAUCAUGGUAAUAUUAACUUAUUAUAAAUAUAUAGUAGCUGAUAAUUGA